Molecule: messenger RNA, 708 nt
Organism: Rhizophagus irregularis DAOM 181602=DAOM 197198
Lineage: Eukaryota; Fungi; Glomeromycota; Glomeromycetes; Glomerales; Glomeraceae
Biological process (GO): RNA metabolic process
Cellular component (GO): nucleus; cytoplasm
Molecular function (GO): single-stranded DNA binding; RNA binding; sequence-specific DNA binding
Source: RefSeq, a predicted model, not a curated record
AUGUCGGUUGAUUUAGCUAUUUUUAAACAAAUUGAAGCUUCAAUGGAAGAAGAAUCUAUGAGAAAGGAUGAAAUAUACAGUUGUGUUCGUGAUUAUGAAAAAACUUGUCGAUAUAUUAUGGCAGUUUUGAAUCGAGUUCACUCUGCUUCGUCUGAAGAAGUACCAGAAAUUGCGAAAGAAGCUCUAGGAAGAUUUAAUGAAGUUAAACAACAUUUAGCCAAUUUAUCCAAGAUCGUGCCUCAUCAACAAUUUUAUAAAUAUUAUGAUCAUUGGUGUCGAACACUUCAAAAAUCAUUGUUUAUUGCUGCAUUCGCGAUAUAUUUAUCAUCAGAAAAAUUGAUUUCUUCGGAACAAGUAGAAAAUUUAUGUGGUGUUAAAUUAAAUUUAAAUAAUGACUUACAAGAUUUUCAUAUAACUGUUGAAGAUUUUCUUCAUAGUUUUGUUACUUUAACUGAUGAAUUGUCACGAUUGGCCGUAAAUUCAGUUACUGCAGGAGAUUAUAAUAGACCUUUAAAAAUUUCAAAAUUUGUAAAAGAAUUAUAUACCGGAUUUCAAUUAUUAAACUUGAAAAAUGAUUCAUUAAGAAAAAGAUUUGAUGCUAUUAAGUAUCAUAUUAAAAAAAUUGAAGAAGUCGUGUAUGAUGUUUCACUAAGGAAACUUUCCGGUUCAACUAAUGAUGGUUCAACUGAUGAUACAAUCAUGAAGUAA